AUGUGGUCUACGCAGUUGGGUUUGUGGCAGUGGCAGCAGCAGCAGCCACAACAGCAGCAGCAAAAGCAGCAGCAGCAACAUGAGCAGUUCAGCAGCAUCAAAGCAACAGCAGCACCAGCGGCAGUAGCAGCAACAACAGCAGUUGCAGCAGCAUCAGUAGCAACAGCAGCAGCAACAACAAUAGAAGCAGCAGCAACAACAAAAGCAACAGCAGCACCAGAAGCACGAGCAGCAACAGAGCAGCAGCAGCCACUGCAGCAGCACGGGGGCUGGGCUGCAGGCGAGUUUUUUUCAACUAAAAACGAAGGCAACGUGAGGCUGCAGCAGCAGCAGCAGCAGCAGCAGCAGCAGGCCGCAGGGGGGGCUGCAGAAGCCCCGAAGCAGAACUAA
Molecule: messenger RNA, 390 nt
Organism: Eimeria necatrix
Lineage: Eukaryota; Apicomplexa; Conoidasida; Eucoccidiorida; Eimeriidae
Exons: 2
Coding region: 1-390 (129 amino acids)
Source: RefSeq, a predicted model, not a curated record